ACGAUAUAUAAGACGAUCGAUGAAAUUACAUCGGGAAGGUUGUAUAAGAGAGCAAUGGCACGCACGCUUCCCCGAGCAGCGAGGAAAAGAAAAGAAAAAGAAACGCGAGGAGAAAAGAAAAAAAGAAAGAAAAAUGAGUCGAGUUAAAAAAGAAAAAAGAAAAAGACACCAUGAAUCGCUUAGAGGGCGCGGUGGUUGGGCCUAAUUACUCCUAUCGAAUGUUUUCUAAACAGGUCUCCAGGUGGUGCUCAAGUCUAUUAUCAAGGCAAUGGCGCCGCUUCUGCAGAUCGGCCUGCUGGUACUUUUCGCCAUCGUGAUAUUCGCCAUCAUCGGCCUCGAAUUCUAUUCGGGGACCCUGCAUAAAACGUGUUACAGCAUCAGGGAUAUCAAUGUAAUCGUGAAGGAGGGCGAACAGGCGAGCCCGUGUAACACGGACAACAAAUCCGAGGCGCCAUUCGGGGCCCACGUGUGCGACGCGAACAUCUCGACGUGCAUGGAUCACUGGGAGGGACCAAACUUCGGCAUCACCAGCUUCGACAACAUCGGAUUCGCCAUGCUCACUGUCUUCCAGUGCAUCACUAUGGAGGGCUGGACUGCCAUAUUGUACUGGGUAAAGCAAGAGAUAUGUCCUUCAGUGUUAAAACUACUCUCUCUCUCUCUCUCUCUCUGUCUUUCUCUCUGUUUUCUUGUCUCUCCAUCCCCUCCCCCCUCAUUAUAA
This is a messenger RNA of Apis florea (little honeybee), 718 nucleotides long. RefSeq names its product calcium voltage-gated channel subunit cacophony (gene cac). Gene Ontology annotation, molecular function: high voltage-gated calcium channel activity; calcium ion binding. Lineage: Eukaryota; Metazoa; Arthropoda; Insecta; Hymenoptera; Apidae. Gene Ontology annotation, cellular component: voltage-gated calcium channel complex; membrane. Gene Ontology annotation, biological process: calcium ion import across plasma membrane; chemical synaptic transmission. The record is from RefSeq and is a predicted model, not a curated record.